Molecule: messenger RNA, 5530 nt
Organism: Amphiprion ocellaris (clown anemonefish)
Lineage: Eukaryota; Metazoa; Chordata; Actinopteri; Pomacentridae
Product: mucin-2
Exons: 3
Coding region: 289-3960 (1223 amino acids)
Biological process (GO): mRNA stabilization
Molecular function (GO): poly(A) RNA polymerase activity; RNA binding
Source: RefSeq, a predicted model, not a curated record
GCAGGUCGCUAUGGAAACUGCGUUACGCUCCGGGCGGCCGGAGGAGAAAACAAGAGGCGCGAGGGCUCGUUUCAUUCUUCAUUUCAGCACCACGCUGCUCCUGGACAGCGCCCGAAUGAACCCGAGCGCAGAUUCAGGCGUCGCAUGUCUUCUUAUAAGAGACGGAGCCGCAGCACCGAGGAAAAACAGACCCACGGACACGACACGAGAAACUCCAAGGACCUGUAGAUCGGUGGAUACGCGAGGCGUGAUUCGGCAGAAGAGCCAGGAGCCGGUCGCUCCCUUCAAAUGCCACAGCAACAGGGCAGCAGCAUGUCUGAGAGAAAGUCCAGUCAGCGGUUUCACAGCCUGAACGCUGAGCAGGUGGAGGUUCUCCAUCAGGUUCUUUCAGAAGUGGUUCCCAUCCACGGUCGCGGGAACUUUCCCACAUUGGAGCUGCGCCCUCGAGACAUCAUCAUAGCAGUUCGGGCCAGGCUACAGAAGCAGGGCAUCACGGUCAGAGAUGUUCGUCUGAACGGCUCCACCGCCAGCCACGUCCUUGUCCGAGACAACGGAACCAGCUACAAGGACCUGGACAUCAUCUUUGGAGUGGAGCUGCCCAGUCAGGAGGAGUUCCAGGUGAUCAAAGAAUCAGUGCUGGGCUGCCUGCUGGAAUGCUUGCCGGCUGGAGUCAACAGGGAGCGGAUCAGCAGUGCCACAAUGAAGGAGGCCUAUGUCCAGAAGAUGGUCAAAGUCUUCAAUGAACACGACCGCUGGAGCCUCAUCUCCCUGUCCAACAAUAGUGGCAAAAACCUGGAGCUCAAAUUCGUGAGCGCGCUGAGGCGGCAGUUUGAGUUCAGUGUCGACUCCUUUCAGAUCAUUCUGGACCGUCUCCUAGAGUCGUACAUGCAGCAGGAGUCGCAACACAAAAUGAAUGCUGUUGAUGUGAAGGACCAGCCUGCAGAGAAUCUGAAUAAAUGCUCCUCUUCUUCGCAGAAUCAGACCUCUGCUCCAGAAACAGAGAAGCCCACAGACUUAUCCAGCGAAGAAGGGCCUCAGAUCAGUCGGACACAACAGAAAGAUGCGGUGCAUGUAAAUGAGUCUCAGACAGAAGUCUCACAACAAAGUGAGAAUUCAAAUCAGACAAAACACACCAUACUGGAAAAAGACAACAAAGAGAAAACACCUGCAGAGUUGACAGAAGUGUCAGCGCACAAAGGAAACUUGAGUGAGACAGACCAGACUUCUCUAAACCUUUUGUCAGAAAAGGAACAAGCCUCUGAGAAUGCUGAACCACCAGCUCAUAUUGAUCUCAGACAUGAGCCAGAGCUCUUGGACGAGACUAAAUGCUCAGUGAAGGUAGAACAGUCAGAGCAGACAAAGCCUCGUGAUGGCCGACAACCAGCACAUUCGAGUCACAAGGAACUCUCUGUCCAGAAAGAACUGUCCAACCACACAAACCCCCCUGAUGAACAGCAAGAACUCACAGAGCAGAUGGGACCCCUUGAGACGCCAGAAACCUCAAAUAAAACCCAGGCAGAGUGUCUAAACCUGACAGACGAAUCUCAGAGCACAGAGCAAUCUGAUAAAACAAAUUUAUCUGAAGGUUUCAGAGAGGAUCAGAGAAGCAAUGAGGAAGAUAAAAUUCAACAUGUGUCUGCUCCAGACACUAGCACGUCUUCACAUGCAAAGUUAGAGACAGAGUUAGAGGAUGAAGGAGAAGCAGAAACAGAGCCCCAGGAUGAGAUACAGGCAGAGAGGGAAAAUGACACAAAGAGAACCGAAGAGACUUUAGCAUUAGAAGCAAAACAUGCAGGAGACACACAGGGUAUUGAUUGUUCCUGCUCCACCUCUUCCACUCUCACACUUCGCAACACACAGCCUGCUGGCACACAGGAUACACUGGAGACUCACAGCACACAACACACGGAUAACUCAGAAAAAAACCCAAACACACUUGAUGCUGUCAGCCCUCCAGAUACUCAGGAUAUUUUACCUGCACCACCCAGCCUUGUUUCUGACAAAAAGACCUCCUCUUCUCCCCCCACGAAGGCCUCAGAGAGACUAUCUCACAUGGUGGUGCUGAAACAUUCAUCGCCCAAACCCCCUCGGAGGAUGUGUAGAAAGGUUGCACCAAAUCCUUACCCCAGCCCACUCUCUGAAAGUGAACUUGUCAUUUCAACCUGUUUAGAUCCAAACUCCUGCCCCGGCCCAGAAUCUGAGACAGCCUUUAACCCUACAACUAUCCCAACAAUCAGUAAAACAAAUUCGGGGCCUGAACUCAAUCCUUCCAGUGACCAAUCUUCAAACCUUCAUCUUACCUCAGCUCCAGAUUCAGCCCCUGAUUUAACCUCCACCUCUGCAGCUGAUGCCACGUCUGCUCUACCUCAAGAGCCAUCGUCCUCUCAGCUAAUCACGCAGAGUUCAUGUGAAACCAGUAUUCAGAGCCUAGAAGAGACACCGACCACACAAGAUGCUGUUGAUGGGCGAAGCCAGCCCUCCCCUGUAGAAACUGCCUCUGCACCCAAACAAUCAGAGCCUCUCGACUCAGUGGACACAUCCAGCUCCAACACCCAUGAACAUACCUCAGAAGCUAAGCUCAGUGACGAAAACAGUACAGAACAGACCAAAAAGGUGGACUCGAAUCAGCCCAACGUCAGUCCACAAGAGACUAGACUCAGUUCAACCUCCUCCUCCCACUGUGUCACCCCUCCUGUUACCUGUCUGACCCCUCCUGUUCUCAGUCUCUCCCCUCCUUGCAUCAUGUCGUCACCCCCUAGCCUCAGCCCUCCCCCAUGUCUGACCCCUCCAUCUCAAUGCCACUCGUCUCCGAUGCUCAGCACCAUCAGCCCCACCACCAGCUUCAGCUCUCCACCCUUAAGUUUCAGCCCUACGUCAUCCUGCCUCAGCUCACCUUACCUCACCCCUCCCAUGCUCAGCCUAAGCCCUCCUCCGCUCUGUCUCACCCCACCAUCCCCCUGCCUCAGCCCUCCCCUCCUAUGCCUCACUCCGCCGGUGGAGUCGGAGGACCUUGUACCUCAGGUAUCUUCAGACUUGGAGCCUUUGAUACUGAACACAGACAGCGAUGAACAGAUAGAAGAGUCCUCCCCUCAGCCAGGAGUUCCUCUCUUACAGUUGGAGGAUAAAAAGGAGCAUGAUUAUAUCUCAUCGUUGCCUCAGGUUACUGAGCCCGUCUCUUUUCCAAUCACAAUCCCAAGCUCCUCCUCACAUGCGCUGCCUCACACUCAGUCUGGAGACUCAGGGGAAUCUGCCCCACCAAAAGCUGUUGAGGCAUCCAGCUCCCUGCCUGAGAACAAAGAGGCCUCUGAGGUAACCACAGACCUGCCUGAACAGUGUGACACUCUGGCAUCUGACUCAGUCCCUGCUGUCGAGGUCCUGGCAGAGAGCAUGUAUGGUGACUUUGAGGCAGCCAUGGACCACCUGCGCUACCGCCUGAUCGCUACCAGGAACCCCGAGGAGAUCCGAGGUGGUGGUUUGUUGAAAUACAGCAACCUGUUGGUCAGAGACUACCGACCAGCCAGCGAGACUCAGAUAAAGACACUAGAGCGCUACAUGUGCUCACGCUUUUUCAUCGAUUUCCCCGACGUGCAGGAGCAGCAGAGAAAGAUCCUGUCGUACUUGAAGAACCACUUCAUCGGCGAGGAGAGGAGCAAGUACCAGUACCUGAUGACGCUGCGUCGCGUUGUUGACGACAGUACGGUGUGUCUGAUGGGACACGAGAGGCGUCAGACGCUGAACAUGAUCACAGUGCUGGCGCUGAAGGUUCUUGGAGAGCAGAACAUUAUACCCAACACAGACCAUGUGACGUGCUUCUACCAGCCUGCCCCCUACCUUGCCGAGCACAGUGCCCCCUAUCUAGCAGAACCCAGCUACUGCAGCUACUACAUACCCCAAGGAGGGUCGACUCUGCUAUACCAACCAUAUCCGUUACACUUACACCCGCAGACUGGACUAGUCUAACACACGCAUACAUGUAUUUACACAAAACACACAAUUGAGCAAGGGGAUGGUGCUUGCCAUGAAGAAAGAACUGGAGAAUGGAAAUCUAAUCCAGGGAUAAACUGUUUGGUCUAUAAUAGACCUAUGGGGGUGGGAUUGAGUGGGUUUUUACAGUAAACUCCCUGACUACUCUGUAAGGUUCUAACAUGAUUAUAUGUGAUUAUCUAGGCUUUGUGGGAAAAUAAUAAUUCUUCCGAUAUUGUUAAAAUUCCAGAUAAUGCUGUAUGCACUGCAUGAGUCAUAGGCCUUUGGUCUCCCUGGGUAACCAACAGUGCUGUUGACAUUCACACACAUGCACAGACACGCAAACACACACACACACACAAACACACACACAAACACACACACACACACACACACACACACACACACACACACACACACACACGCAAACACACUUCCAGGUUCUUGAAUUCUUGUACACUCUUUUCAUGUUCUUACUGUGUUGUUGUUAAUGGGUUUGUUCAGAAUGUGGACCUUGCCUGUGGUUGAUAUUGUGCAUGGAUAAAUUAGGACUGUUCUCUCACUGCCAAAUACUGUGUAACUACUAUGCUUCUUAAACAGUUUAAUGUAACUUUGUUAUUCCUUUACUGACGGGUGUAUUUCUGAAAAAAUACAGAGGGACAAGUCUACCAGUGUGUACAGUAUUUUCAGCAAAACACACAAAAGCAUGGACAACACACACUCACACACACACACACACACAUACACACACUAACAUAUACAUACAUGCAAGUAAACAUGUAGUACUGUACACACACAAAGUUAGACAAUGCAUGAGUAGCUAAAUAGAUCACAUCCUACAGUCAAAGCAAAGGCUUUUAAUUUAUUAAAAUUGAUCUAUUUUUGCAAGACUUUCCAAGAUACUACUCAGUGGUAAACAGACUGGUUAGUUACUACAGAAAAAUGCCAACAACAUUGCCUUUGAAAUAGACUGUACAGCGUAUUGAUUACAGUAUAUUGUGUGCGAUUACACUGCAUUGUUUUCAGGUAACUUGUGUUAAAUUGUACUGCUUGAUUCCUUUCCCUUUGUGGAGUCUUUUCUGUAAUCAUGUGACGUAUUGUAUCAUCUAGUGUUAAUUUAUUUAAUGCUAAAAGUUUACUCUAUGGAGGUGGUCAGGUUAUAACCAUCUUUGGGUCAUCUCUAAACAUGGCGGAUGUAGAUCUGCCUGAACCGAAAGGAAUUACAUUUAAACCCGUAUGACUCCUCUCAGCGUGAAUCCUCGGAUUCACACCAGAAUUAAACAAGAUCCACCUCUUAAAUCUAAGUUUUAAGCCGUGCAACAGCAACUAUGACCAAAGAUGGUUUGGUAGGGAAAUCAAGUGCCUAAAUGUGAGACAUCAUUGGCAUGUCUUUAUCUCACUGCACUGGGGGUGUUAAUGGGGUGGGCCUGGGGCUGGGUUGGGUGUGUGUUCAGUUGUUGACCCCUGUUAUUGCUGCCCAUUUUGAUGUCUUCUUUAAUGUAGUCCUUUGUUGUAGUUUAUUCAUGUACAUUUUGAUAUAAUAAAGGGGAACCUCAACAAACCAUUA